Molecule: messenger RNA, 1965 nt
Organism: Enterobius vermicularis (human pinworm)
Lineage: Eukaryota; Metazoa; Nematoda; Chromadorea; Rhabditida; Oxyuridae
Source: the annotation of a GenBank genome assembly
AUGCCAGGUGCUAAAUAUUAUGAUGGUAAAAAAAUAAAUAUACCAAUUUCAACAGAAGCUGGAUAUGAUAUGUAUCAUAGAUGGGCCAUCCAAGGAAUCAGCAGUCUUAUGUCUAAAACAAUGAACGAAUAUUAUCGCACUAAGCUAUUCAGAUGUUCCAAAACUUCUGAAACAAUUCACGAUCAGUCUCAAUGUGUUUUUGCUGUAAUUGACGAAGCAAAAAAGAGAAAAACGUCUACAAGAGGUGAUAGACUGAAGAUGUUCAACUCUGUUUUCACCUUCGACAAUAAUACAGUGUACAACAAAAACUCUGCUAUUAAAAUUUAUCAUCCGACUGGAAUAGAAGCUAAAGAAAAAUUUCAGUUUCGUUCUAAAAGAGAUGUAAUUCGAGCUAACACUUACAAAUUACAAUCAGAAUAUGAAACUAUGACUCCAUUUGGCAUACUUGGCAAGUACUUCUCUAACAGUAUAACAGCUUUGAAAGGCAAAGACAAUAAAAAGUGGGAUGAGGUAAACACCAACCUUCGGCAACUGCAGGAGAAAAAAAGAAAGAAGGAAGCUGUUCGAAAAGCAUUAAAAAAGAAAUUUCAAUUUGCCAAAUAUGGUGCUGCACAAAUACAAAAAAAAUACAGACUAUCAAAGGCAGAACAGGAACUUAUAAAGGAAUUCGAUAUGCCAGAAGAAAUUGUAGACCAGUUUAAAGCUGGCAACGAUUAUGACUCUAAAGUUUUGAAGCAAGUUAUGGGAAUUUUGACAGAAUCUGUUAAAAUUACCUCGGUGUUGUCUAGUAAUAACAAAACCAAGCAUUUGAUGGAGAAAAAAAGGCUCAAUUUCGCUUCUCCUCGUUUUUUGUCUGUCGUUCCCGAGCAAGACGACAGUGAUGCGUUAAGCAUGCUCUCUCCAUCAUUAUUCAGUUUGCAUGGAGAAGGUACAGGUUUGGAAAAAUUGAUGAGUUUGCCAAAUUUGAUAAACUCGAUGAACAGCUCCGACCACAAGCAAUGGCUAAACUUCAUUUUGGAAGCUUCAGGUGUCACAGACGCUUUAGCAAAACUAAAUGAGAAAGAAGACGACUUUUCGCCAGUACCAUUUGACAAAUUUCCACGUGGUAUUGAUGGGCAACCCAUGUACAUGACUAAAGAAAACGCUAGUGAAAUUGGAGGCCCACAAGCUGUGCGUAGAGUUGAGGUGUUUGAAAAUCUUCAGAAGAUGCUGAAUAAAAAUCAAAUCGAUGACUUCAAUGACAUAGGAUACUCAGUCUUGGAUAAAAAUCAGCUAGAAUUUCUCUACGGUAGCAAUUCACCAUACAGAAAUGAUAAAAGUCUCGCUCAGUUUAAAUCAAUGACCCCCAACGAGAUACACGAACGCGUGCUUUCGAAUCUGAGAGAUCUUGGAAAAACAACGCAUACCCGUAGCAAACGUCAAGUCGUUCUUAGCCCGGUUUUAUUUCAGUGGAUUGUUUUCGAUCCAGCAGGAACUUCUCAGCCCUUCAUUCUCUCUCCUAUACUUUUCACAGCCGCAGUAUUUUCCCCAGCUAUUUUUGGCCCAGUCAUCUUAUCACCAUGGGUAUUUGUGGCAGUCAUUCUAGCACCACGUCUAUUUUGCCCUGUAAUUCUUUCCCCUGUAGUGUUAUCAACCGUUAUUCUAUCACCACUUGCUUUUGAUCCUCUCAUCUUAACUCCCGCAGUACUUGUACCCUUUGUUUUAUCUCCAAACGUUUUAUCUCCAAAUAUAUUGGCUCCAAACGUUUUAGUGCCGUCUAUUUUGAGUCCAUUUUGUCUCAGUCCAAAUGUUUUUUCCCCGGGUGCAGUGACAGUUAUUGCAGGUAGUCCAUUUGCAUUAUCGCCAAGUUUCUUUUCCCCUCUCUACAUUGCAACACUAUUCAUGAGUCCUCAUGCAUUCUCCCCUCUUAUCAACUCAACUGGUAAAGGUGUAUCUUUGAUUCUAUCACCCAGUAUUUUCAGUUAA